Messenger RNA from Poecilia latipinna (sailfin molly), 4459 nucleotides. RefSeq names its product PHD finger protein 21B (gene phf21b). NCBI's taxonomy places the organism in Eukaryota, Metazoa, Chordata, Actinopteri, Cyprinodontiformes, Poeciliidae. The transcript is spliced from 14 exons. Bases 688 to 2328 code for a protein of 546 amino acids. The record is from RefSeq and is a predicted model, not a curated record.
UAGCCAUAUUUCAUUCUGAAUUUGUUAUAUAGAGAAAAUACACAUUGUAGAGUUGAAUAAUAGAUAAAAUAAGAUAGAAAAACAAGAAAUUUAUAACAAUAAAUGUUCAUCAAUACUACUGAAAAAAUAUAUAGACAUGUAAAUAUGUAUGCAGCGAAGUUAUUUUGUCUCUACAGGUGCAACAAAAACACUUUGUAGCUCAGAAAUCACUCCUGGCUGUGAUUCCUUUACUUUGCUCCAUGUGUUUAGUGCGCAUGCCCAGUCAGUGGGGGUCUGCUCCAUCCGGGAACUUCAGAAUUACCAUUGACAGCCGAAGCGCAACUUUUCCUCAGGCAAAGUGAAAUCAAGGCGCGGACUCGGACAAAAUAUAGUCCCCGUUUUUUAACUCGAAAUUACCGAAAGGAACGGCGAACCGGUACCGCUUUUGACCCGUCCAAGUUCGACUGUGCCCCGGAGAGCAGCCGUGCCGGGCUCGGGCCCGUUCCGUGGGGUUUGGAGCACUUUUGGAGACGGGCGGAAAGUGGGUGAUGAGUCCCAGCCUGUGUAAAAAGAAGCGAGAACUUGCUCUGCAGCCUGGAGUAGUUCUUCUUUCAAUUGUUAUUGUCGCUUUAAAAAAAAUCUUUAAUUCACUUAAACUUGGUCUCGGCCGCGUCCAAAGUAGGAGAAAAGUGUUUUCCUGGUGGGAACAUGGAACUACAAGGCCUACAAGAGGCGCUGAAAGUGGAGCUCCAGUGUCAUCAGAACCAGACGUUGUGCAAAGGCCUCAAUGAGCUUCAGAACGGCCAGAAGCUGGCCGUCCGAAGCUGUCCCGUGGGGACCACCAAGCCGCUGUCGCUCAUCAAGCCCCCCAGCCAGGGCAUCGCGAUCUCCGUGGUGCCGGCCAAGGCCCCCGUUUCCAUGGUGACUGCACACAUUAACGGCCAGAAGGCGGCGGGGCCAGAGCCGCUGCAGGCGUCCCCCAUCAACCUCCAGGCGGCCGGUGCCGGAGUCGUUCCGUUCAGCGGCGGCAGGAGAGCCGGGGAGCUGCUGGCUCCCUCUCAGAUGCUGGGAACUCUCACUGCUCUGCCCAUCAAGGUGCCUCAAGUCAGCUCUCUGCACCGGCUGGCAGGACAAGCAGCCACUGUGCUACCUCAGGUCAGGCCAAAGACUCAGAUCCCCGACAGCCUCCCUCACAGUCCCUGCCAGGAGCUGCAGCCGCUCAGCCUGCAGAGAGUCACAGCUGUGGUCAGCCCCAAGAGCCAGGCCCCCACCCUGCCCACCGCCAACAGCACCUUCAGCUCCGACCACCAGCAGGUCAGCCAGAGCAACGCCUCUCCGUCAGCAGGCUCCGACCUGAGCGCCGCCUCCCAGCACGCCACUGCAGGGCCCGGCGUGGCCUACGCCAUCAUCGCCGCCUCGCCCGCCACCGGGAACGGGGUGUCGGGCGUCAGCGAGGCCGUAAAGGUGAUAAUAAUCCAGCCACAGGCCCCCAGCAGCACCGAUGGGUCCCCAGCUGACCUCCCUUCACCGGAGGCUCCCACCGUAAAAUCCCCUCCAAAGAAGAAGAAGGAGGAGGACCCAGAGAAAAUCGCCUUCAUGGUGGCCCUCGGCCUCGUCACCACAGAACAGCUGGAAGAGAUCCAGACGAAGAGGCAAGAGAGGAAGAGGAGAAGCACAGCCAACCCGGCCUACAGCGGCCUCUUCGAGCCUGAGCGGAAACGCCUUCCGUCACAUUACCUGAACAGCUCCCUCUACCCGUCGGCACGAGAGGAUUUCUGCUGGAAGGAGGAGCUGGAGCAUGACGAUCGCUGCGCCGUAUGUAAGGAGGACGGAGAGCUGCAGCUUUGCCACAACUGCCCCCGAGCCUUCCACCCCAGCUGCCUCCACCCGCCCAUCAAAAGCCCCCCCAGAGGCGCCUGGUACUGCCCCAAGUGCCAGAAGAAGGUACUGAACAAGGAGAACCUGUCGUGGCCUCAGAACUUCGUCCAGUCCUAUGUGACGCACAAGACGGUGAGGCAGGAGGAGAAGCGGCGGCUGCUGAGACGAAACAACGACUUGAAAAAGGAGUGCGCUCACCUGGAGGAGCAGGACAAGAACCUCAACAAGACGCUCAAAGUCUGCAUGGACCAGAGGGAUCGACUCCUCGGUUUGCAGCGCGACACUCAGGCGUCGCUCGACCGCAUCAAAACGCUCAUCAGGCUCAUCCAGCGAGACCAGCUGGUCCAGGUCACCAUGACGACCAUCGCCACGCUCCCCCAGCUGUGGAUGAAACCCAUCAGCACCGCCGCCAUGGUGGCAGCGCCGUCGACCGCGCCGCUGCAGCCGGGUCAGGACGACGUCGCCAACUAGACCCAACGUCUCUGAAGUGUUUUCAAACCCAACACCUACAGUGCUUAACGAGAUUUUUUUAAGUUAUUUUCUAUUUAUUCUUCGCCUUAAUGUAUUUAUUACGAACCGGUAGAAUCCAGCUUCCGAGCGGCUGUACAGCGAUUUAUCUGAGUAGACGUUCGUUUCCAUCCUGUGAACAAAGUUCCUGCCAUACGACUUCAGGAAGACGUUUCCACACGCAGACGAGCCUUCAAACAAAACAGAGAACUACGAUUUUCUCAGUAUUUAUAGAGUUAAAGUCAAAGAAAAAAAUAUUUAAGAUUAAACUACAGAAAUUAGCUUUUUAGUGCAGAUUUUAGUAUUUUCAUGCCGAUGCCUGUUGAUAAAUGUUUGGAGUAUUGAGGGGAAUCACUGUACAUACGUGCUUUCAUCAUCAUCAUCAUCAUCUAAACAGAGUCUCUGAUUGGACAGGUUCAACUUUUCUUUAAGACGCAGAAAGAAAUUUUUUACCACUGAAUGGAAUUAAAAUAAAGGUGUAAAACAUCUCAAACACUAAACAGUUAACUGAUUAGUGUUUUUUGUUGGUAAAUUCAGUUUUACUUUCCUCUGUUAAGGUCAGAGGUCAAGAGACUAAACUGCACGUUUUCUAAAAGUGUGCAACGUCUGAACAGCUCAAAAGAAAAAUAAAUGAAGGUUCUGGAGCGGCCUAAUCAAAGUCUGGACUUGCAUCCAAUUCAGACUUUGUAGUUUGACUUUAAAGUCUCCAAAUUGAAGCAGUUCUGCAAAAAGAGGGUAAAAAUUCAUCACCAGCUAUCAGAGCUACAGAGAAUUUAUUUUAUUUUUACUCUGGAACAAACAAACUCAGUGGGCGGGAUUCAGGGAGAAACUGGCGUCUGAUUGGCUGUUUCAGACAGCAAGGAUUCUUUCAAGUUUACUGAAAGUGUAGAAAUAAACUUAAGUUACAUUUUAUUUACUACAAACUCUAGAUGACCAACUCCAGCAUUUAUAUCUUUAAUAAUUCAUUAAUAAACUCGCUGGUUCUGUCAGGCUAGAUUAGCAUUAGCCAACACCGGCUAACACUCUCUCCUGAAUUUGAGAGAUUUCAGACCAAACUAGAUAUAAAAGCUGCAGUUUCUCACUCAGACCUUACAGUAAACAAACUGUUUGCAAUUUAAUUAUACUACUAAAGUUACUCCUGCACUUUCUGGUGAAGAUAUUGAUCUCUGUUGUACCAAGGUUUGAAGGUUUGAAGCAGCCAAUCAGACGGCAGGUUUCCUCUAGCCCCGCCCACUGUGUUCAAUGGUGAAGUAGAUGGUUUAAAUUCAUAAAGUGCUUCUGGAAAGGAACAUGAAAUAAUUUUGUUUUUAUUUCUACGUCUUAAAGGCAAAUAGAAACUCGCCCCAGCGAACGUGAUGCAUCCACUCCGCCCCUCCCUCUUUAACCAGUAUGGAAAAUAUGCCAAAAACGUUUUUUUGUGUGUGCAUUUUAUAUUUUCUGUGUAUUCUGAGCAAAAGAUGAACACUGCCUCACAUCGUUUCAGGGUUUUGGUCUUUGUUGUAUCAGUUUUUUUAUAUUGACGAUAAAAUAGAGAAAAGAAAAGCAGCAGAAUCAGGACGUCUCCGUCGAGCUGCAACAACAGUCGCGAGUCUUCCUGCCGUCCGGAGACGUCCCGCUUCAACGCUUCCAUCGUUUUCUGUUUUUUAUUAUUCAGUUGUGGUACUGUACUCACCGAUCAAUGGAGGUGCAGCUCUCUGAUGCACAAACAUGAACAAAAAGGAGAGGAAAAAUAAGUUUGUUUGUUUUUUAUCAGAAAAGACGAUUAAAAUCAUAUCUCCAGCUCACCUGUUUGGUCUCUGAAGGAUCGACGCUGCAGGGCUCUGGAAGUCUGUUCACCUUUACCGCUUUAAGCUGCAGAAAAAAACAAAAAGUCAGUUUAAAGCAACGUUUACAGCUUCACCUGAAAGCAAAAUCAGCUUCAAUUUUAGUUUGAAAUUUAAAAUAUAUACUUUAUAUUUGCAAGCAAGACAAUAAACCGAAAAUUAGCAGUUGCAUGCAAAAAUAAAAAUGUAUAACCCACUUUUUGUUCAUUUUUACACCACAAUACCGAGUCAUUAUUUGCAUCAAAGAAUGAAAUUAGACAUUACUAAGUUCU